Messenger RNA from Entelurus aequoreus (snake pipefish), 1736 nucleotides. RefSeq lists its product as uncharacterized. Bases 37 to 1032 code for a protein of 331 amino acids. The record is from RefSeq and is a predicted model, not a curated record. The transcript has 2 exons. NCBI's taxonomy places the organism in Eukaryota, Metazoa, Chordata, Actinopteri, Syngnathiformes, Syngnathidae.
CUAGGUCCAAGUACACUCCUGACUCUAGUCCACAUCAUGGAGUACACUCUGAAGUUGUUACUGUGUUCCACCAGACUAGGUCCAAGUACACUCCUGACUCUAGUCCACAUCAUGGAGUACACUCUGAAGUUGUUACUGUGUUCCACCAGACUAGGUCCAAGUACACUCCUGACUCUAGUCCACAUCAUGGAGUACACUCUGAAGUUGUUACUGUGUUCCACCAGACUAGGUCCAACAACACUCCUGACUCUAGUCCACAUCAUGGAGUACACUCUGAAGUUGUUACUGUGUUCCACCAGACUAGGUCCAAGUACACUCCUGACUCUAGUCCACAUCAUGGAGUACACUCUGAAGUUGUUACUGUGUUCCACCAGACUAGGUCCAACAACACUCCUGACUCUAGUCCACAUCAUGGAGUACACUCUGAAGUUGUUACUGUGUUCCACCAGACUAGGUCCAACAACACUCCUGACUCUAGUCCACAUCAUGGAGUACACUCUGAAGUUGUUACUGUGUUCCACCAGACUAGGUCCAACAACACUCCUGACUCUAGUCCACAUCAUGGAGUACACUCUGAAGUUGUUACUGUGUUCCACCAGACUAGGUCCAACAACACUCCUGACUCUAGUCCACAUCAUGGAGUACACUCUGAAGUUGUUACUGUGUUCCACCAGACUAGGUCCAAGAACACUCCUGACUCUAGUCCACAUCAUGGAGUACACUCUGAAGUUGUUACUGUGUUCCACCAGACUAGGUCCAACAACACUCCUGACUCUAGUCCCCAUCAUGGAGUACACUCUGAAGUUGUUACUGUGUUCCACCAGACUAGGUCCAACAACACUCCUGACUCUAGUCCCCAUCAUGGAGUACACUCUGAAGUUGUUACUGUGUUCCACCAGACUAGGUCCAAGAACACUCCUGACUCUAGUCCCCAUCAUGGAGUACACUCUGAAGUUGUUACUGUGUUCCACCAGACUAGGUCCAAGUACACUCCUGACUCUAGUCCGCAUCAUGGAGUACACUCUGAAGUAGUUACUGUGUUCCACCAGACUAGGUCCAAGUACACUCCUGACUCUAGUCCACAUCAUGGAGUACACUCUGAAGUAGUUACUGUGUUCCACCAGACUAGGUCCAAGGACACUCCUGACUCUAGUCCGCAUCAUGGAGUAAACUCUGAAGUAGUUACUGUGUCUACCAGACUAGGUCCAAGUACACUCCUGACUCUAGUCCCCAUCAUGGAGUACACUCUGAAGUUGUUACUGUGUUCCACCAGACUAGGUCCAAGAACACUCCUGACUCUAGUCCACAUCAUGGAGUACACUCUGAAGUUGUUACUGUGUUCCACCAGACUAGGUCCAAGAACAUUCCUGACUCUAGUCCACAUCAUGGACCAAGACUGAUGUUAGUAUUGAAAGAAGGACCUGGAGAGGACUAAGUCAGUAUUGUAGCCCCUCCCCCACAGAACAAAGUACUUCCAUGCAGGUCUUGCUUACUGUGUAGGCUACUAGCUUACUGUGUAGGCUACUAGUUUACUGUGUAGGCAACUAGCUUACUGUGUAGGCAACUAGCUUACUAUGUAGGCUACUAGCUUACUAUGUAGGCUACUAGUUUACUGUGUAGGCUACUAGUUUACUGUGUAUGCUACUAGCUUACUGUGUAGGCUACUAGUUUACUGUGUAGGCUACUAGCUUACUGUGUAGGCUACUAGCUUACUGUGUAGGCUACUAGUUUACUGU